Messenger RNA from Aedes albopictus (Asian tiger mosquito), 2530 nucleotides. Its product is annotated as zinc finger and BTB domain-containing protein 41. Gene Ontology annotation, molecular function: RNA polymerase II cis-regulatory region sequence-specific DNA binding; DNA-binding transcription activator activity, RNA polymerase II-specific. Bases 474 to 2450 code for a protein of 658 amino acids. Gene Ontology annotation, biological process: regulation of transcription by RNA polymerase II. The record is from RefSeq and is a predicted model, not a curated record. The transcript is spliced from 2 exons. NCBI's taxonomy places the organism in Eukaryota, Metazoa, Arthropoda, Insecta, Diptera, Culicidae. Gene Ontology annotation, cellular component: nucleus.
CAUAUAAAUUGCAAUAGGUUGACCUUUAAAAUGAAAAAGUACAGACCUUUAUUAUUUAUGUGCAUUGCAUGUAGAAACUAAGAUGGGCUAGAAAUCUGGUUCUAUGUGCAAAGCCAGUGAAAUUUAUGUGCAAAGCUUGAUUGCAAAAAUCUAUGUGCGCGGCAUAUACAAACUAGAUGCGGAUUAUUUUUAGUGUAUAUUUGGGUUGAUUUCUGGUUCCGUGUGUGCUUAGUCUUUCACCAAUGCUGUUGCAGUGUUCUGAAGGAAAUUUCUGAAGGUCCAUGAUGACAUUUUCGUUUUGUUUACAAACUUGACGCUGCUGGGGAAAACGCGCAGGUAAAAAGUGCAAAUUUACGCUAAAAAUCCCUUUAAAACGUUAAUUUUUACGAUCAAAGUUUUUAAUACUUUAGAAUAAUGUGUUUCAUGUAAUUAGUAUUGAUUGUGCAAAGAGCGAGCACCCAUUCCGCUCGAACAUGACUACUUCUGUCACGAUCGACGACAUCCCAUCUGGGAUCGGCUCGUCCGCUGCCGCCAACGAGUGUCGCAUGCUGAUGAAUGUGGCGCGCUACUAUGAUGUGAUAUCUCGAAUCGUUACCAUUCUGGAUGGCUUGGUAAUCUGUCCGGAAGUUGACGCCAAUUCACUAAAGGUAGUGCACCACUUGGACAGCAAAUGCAUUGUCAUCAGCUACGGUGAACCGGAUUCGGUGGCUAGAGAAGUGGAGGAAGAUGAUGGAACAGAGACUGAAGUAACGUUCGAGCAAACCGUUGCGGACGAAGAGGGUGUUGAAGAAAUUGUAGAAGAGGUUGCCGUUGAAGACGUGAUCAUCGAGGAGCAGCUUGAUGAUGAGGAGUUUAUAUAUGUGGAAGAUAAUGAGCAAGUGGCGGUGGAGAGUAUUUUAAAGGAAGCCGAGGAAAUUCCAGUUCAAAUGUUCGACCUGGUGAAGCAAGAGGAAGAUCAGUCAACGGAGAUUGAGAAUGAAAGAUUUGUGUUGUCGGACAACCGAAAUGAUGACGAGUCAGGGAUGUCGGAAUACUUUGUGGAAUAUUUACAGGAAGCUGAAGAAAUUGAUCGAGAUGAAUGUAAGUCAAUUAAAAUUGAAAUUCCGGAAAGUUCGAAGAUAGCUAAACCUAAAACCAAACCGAGUAGUUCAUUUAUGUAUCGAUACAAAUGCCAGUUUAUAAUGUGCAAUGAAAAAUUCACGUUUGCCAAAGAAUAUGGUGAACAUCUUAAACGUGAGCAUCCUGGAAUCAUAAUCAAACCGAUUCUUCUGCAGUGUAAGCAUAUCGAUUGCAAAGUCACUUUUGACGACACAUACAAACUCCAUGUUCAUCAUAAGAAGCACAAAAUGCAACAAAGAGUUGAUAAAUAUGGCACAAUAGAUUGUCAAAUUUGUUCGGAGAAGUUUACCUCUAGGAUAGCAUUGAAGAAACAUGCUAAAGAGCAUUCCCAAAGCAUCGUAAGAGCAGUCAAACAAAACCUAAAGCGCAAAUGCCUCCAUUGUGAUGAAGUCAUUGAUUCGAAAAUCAACGUCUACAACAUCCACUGUUUGGAAAAGCAUGGGCAGGCACCAUACAAAUGUUUUAUUUGUGAAAAGGAAUACUUUCUACUAACACAUGUAAAUGAACACGUAAAAGCCGAACACAGCAUCGAAUCCGUACGUUCCAUGAUCCUGGAAUCUCUGUGGAGGUCAUUCGCCAUCGAUGACUCCACCAUUAAAGAAUGUCGAAUGUGCUUCCGACUUUUCUCUUCGCCCAAAGCCGAAACGCAACACCAGGAAAGCCACAUCAAAGAGCUUUCGAUCACAUGUGCCAUCUGCGGCGGAAAGCACUACGAAAGUCAAUGUAGCGAACCGCGGCCAAAAUUCGACUCCGUCUACAUCAAAGUCCAGUGUGACGAAUGCCAACGCUGGAUGUCCAAGAAGAACAUCAAAGAGCACAAGGCCACUCACGCGGCCGAACGGAACUUCCCCUGCACUGUGUGCAAGAAAACCUUCAAAGUGCAACGGACCGCCCACCGGCACAUCCAGAAUCACAUCAAUGCGGAGAACCGGCUGCGCAAGUGCUACGACUGUGAUCAGGAAUACACCGACGAGGAUUUCCUCGUCGAGCACUACGAACAAGCGCACCCCACCAAACGGCCCUUCAACUGCUUGAUCUGCGGCGUCGGAUUCUACCGGAAGGAUCACCUCGGCGAUCACUCACACACUCACUCCGAUGAGGACCGGCGGAGGAUAUCGGUAAAACAUCCGGUCGAACAUUACCAGAUAAGGAACGCCCGGGUUUACGAGUGUACCCUCUGCAGGAGAAGUUUUUCCGCCAAACGGACGACGGUUGCCCAUUUUAUUGUGCACACGGAUCGGCCCUUUACCUGCGAGCACUGUCGGAUGUCGUUCCGGGUGAAGACUGCCCUGGAAGACCAUCUGCUGGACGUGCAUAAGGUUAAGAUGUAAAAUAUUCGCUUACUGGUUAAGUUUUUUUUGCACUGAUCUAUCGCAUCUAAAUAAAAUUUAGAACAUUAAACAGCAACUUA